Orycteropus afer afer is the source of this 909-nucleotide messenger RNA. RefSeq names its product ring finger protein 215 (gene RNF215). The record is from RefSeq and is a predicted model, not a curated record. Gene Ontology annotation, biological process: negative regulation of canonical Wnt signaling pathway; ubiquitin-dependent protein catabolic process; Wnt receptor catabolic process. NCBI's taxonomy places the organism in Eukaryota, Metazoa, Chordata, Mammalia, Tubulidentata, Orycteropodidae. Gene Ontology annotation, molecular function: frizzled binding; ubiquitin protein ligase activity.
GGUGUCCGGAUCGGCCCCGAGGUGGACCCGGUGUCUCCGCUGCGUGGCCGCCUGCUGCUGAUGGACAUGGUGGAUGCUGAACAGGAGGUGCCGGUGGAAGGCUGGAUUGCGGUGGCCUACGUGGGCAGGGAGCAGGCGGCCCAGUUCCACCAGGAGAAACCGGGCAGCAGCCCCCAGGCCUAUCCCAAAGCCCUGGUCCAGCAGAUGCAGCGAGCCCUCUUCCUGGGAGCCUCUGCCCUGCUUCUCCUCAUCCUGAACCACAACGUGGUCCGAGAGCUAGACAUAUCCCAGCUUCUGCUUAGGCCAGUGAUCGUCCUUCAUUAUUCUUCCAACGUCACCAAGCUGUUGGAGGCACUGCUGCAGAGGACCCAGGCCACUGCUGAGAUCACCAGCGGAGAGUCCCUGUCAGCCAACAUCGAGUGGAAGCUGACCCUGUGGACCACCUGUGGCCUCUCCAAGGAUGGCUAUGGUGGCUGGCAGGACCUGGUGUGCCUGGGAGGCAGCCGUGCCCAGGAGCAGAAGCCCCUGCAACAGCUGUGGAAUGCCAUCCUGCUGGUGGCUAUGCUCCUGUGCACCGGCCUCGUGGUCCAGGCUCAGCGGCAGGCUUCACGGCACAGCCAGCGUGAGCCAGGAGCCCAGGUGGACCUGUUCAAGCGCCGCGUGGUGCAGAGGCUGGCGUCCCUCAAGACCCGGCGCUGCCGUCUAAGCAGGGCCGCACAGGGCCCCCGGGAGCCGGGCGCCGAGACCUGUGCUGUGUGUCUAGACCAGUUCUGCCACAAGCAGUGGCUCCGGGUGCUGCCCUGUAAGCAUGAGUUUCACCGAGACUGCGUGGACCCCUGGCUGCUGCUGCAGCAAACCUGCCCGCUGUGCAAAUUCAACGUGCUGGGAAACGGCUACUCAGAUGAUUAG